AUGAGUCAAGUCCUGGCUUCUUAUCAUGGAUUCAAUUUGGAUGUGGAGGAGCCCAUGGUCUUCCAAGAGGAUGGAGCCGGCUUUGGGCAGAGCGUGGUCCAGUUUGGCAGAUCUAGACUCGUGGUGGGAGCCCCCCUGGAGGUGGUCGCAGUCAACAAAACAGGACGUUUGUACGACUGCCUGGCUGCCACCGGCUUGUGUUGGCCCAUCUUGCUGAAUACACCCCCAGAGGCCGUGAACACGUCCUUGGGCCUGUCCCUGGUGGCCUCCACCGAUCUCUCCUGGCUGCUGGCCUGUGGCCCAACCAUGCACAGAGCCUGUGGGGAGAACAUGUAUGCAAAAGGCGCUUGCCUCCUGCUGGGCUCCCACCUGCAGAUCACCUGGACAGUCCCCGCCACCCCAGAGUGUCCAAAUCAAGAGAUAGAUGUUGUCUUCCUGAUUGACGGCUCUGGCAGCAUUGACCGAAAUGACUUUAAACGGAUGAAGAACUUUGUCAGAGCUGUGAUGGACCAGUUCAAGGGCACCCACACACUGUUCUUGCUGAUGCAAUACUCAAACCUUGUGAAGACCCACUUCACCUUCAGCCAAUUUCAGACCAGCCGGAGCCCUCAGAGCCUGGUGGAUCCCAUCGUCCAACUGAGUGGCCUGACGUUCACAGCCACAGGCACCCAGACAGUGGUGAAAGAGCUAUUUCACAGUAAGAAUGGGGCCCGUAAAACUGAAGACUCCCUGAAAUACAGCGACGUCAUCCCCCAGGCGGACAGAGCCCGCAUCGUCCGCUAUGCCACUGGGGUGGGAGAUGCUUUCCAGGAUCCCACUACAAGGCAGGAGCUGAACAUCAUUGGUUCAGUGCCUUCGGAGGACCACGUGUUCAAGGCGGACAACUUCGCGGCACUCAGCAACAUCCAGAAGCAGCUGCAGGAGAUCUUUGCAGUCGAGGGAACGCAGUCAAAGACAAGUAGCUCCUUCCAGCAUGAGAUGUCUCAAGGAGGCUUCAGUUCCAUCCUCACAACGGAUGGACCAGUUCUGGGGGCUGUGGGGAGCUUCAGCUGGUCUGGAGGUGCCUUCCUGUACCCCCCAAAUAGGAGCCCCACCUUCAUCCACGUGUCUCAGGAGUACGCGGACAUGAGUGCCUCUUACCUGGGUUACUCCACAGAGCUGGCCGUUUGGAAGGGGGUACACAGCCUGGUCCUGGGGGCCCCCCGCCAUCAGCACACCGGGAAGGUUGUCAUCUUCAUGCAGGUGUCCGGGCAAUGGAGGCUGAAGGCUGAAGUCACAGGGACCCAGAUCGGCUCCUACUUCGGGGCCUCCCUCAGCUCCGUGGACGUGGACAGAGAUGGCAGCUCCGACCUGGUCCUCAUCGGGGCCCCCCAUUACUAUGAGCAGAGCUGGGGCGGGCAGGUGUCCGUGUGCCCCUUUCCCCGGGGGAGGGCUAAGUGGCAGUGUGGUGCUGUCCUGCGAGGGGAGCCAGGCCACCCCUGGGGCCGCUUUGGGGCAGCUCUGACGGUGCUGGGGGAUGUGAACGGGGACAGGCUGACGGACGUGGCCAUCGGGGCCCCGGGAGAGCAGGAGAACCGGGGUGCUGUCUACCUGUUUCACGGAACCUCAGGACUGGGCAUCAGCCCCGCCCACAGCCAGUGGAUUGCAGGCUCCCAGCUCUCCCCUAGGCUCCAGUAUAUCGGGCAUUCACUGAGCGGGGGUCAGGACCUCACCCAGGAUGGACUGGUGGACCUGGCCGUCGGGGCCCAGGGGCACGCGCUGCUGCUCAGGAGCCUGCCGGUGCUGAACGUGGAGGUGGCUAUGAGAUUCACGCCCCCAGAGGUGACAAAGUCUGUGUACCGCUGGGAAGAGCUGCCCACCGCCCUGGAAGCUGGGGACGCCACAGUCUGUCUCACUAUCCACAAAAGCUCACAGGACCAGCUAGGUGAGUUUCCUCCUGGUAGACCCAGACCCUCACUGCCCCCGAGAGGCCCCCAGCCCUAUAUCCUCAGGACAGAACUCCCCUUUGAGAAGAACUGUGGGCAAGGGGACCUGAGGGUCAGCCUCAGCUUCUCAGGCCUGCAGACCCUGGUGGUGGGGAGCUCCCUGGAGCUCAAUGUGACAGUGACCGUGUGGAAUGAGGGUGAGGAUUCCUAUGGAACUGUGAUCAGCUUCUACUAUCCAGCAGGGCUGUCCUAUCGACGAGUGUUAAGAAUCUAGCAACCCCAUCAGCGACCCCUGCACCUGGCAUGUGAGGCAGUGCCCACUGGGAAUGAGGGCCUGAGGAGCAGCAGCUGUAGCAUCAACCACCCCAUCUUCCAAGGGGGCACUAAGGGCACCUUCAUAGUCACAUUUGAUGUCUCCUACAAGGCCACCCUGGGAGAUAAGUUGCUUUUGAGGGCCAAUGCAAGCAGUGAAAAUAAUAAGCCUACAUCCAACAACACUACCUUCCAGCUGGAGCUCCCAGUGAAAUAUGCUGUCUACACAGUGAUCAGCAGGCAGGAAGAAUCCACCAAGUACUUCAGUUUUUCAGCUUCUGACCAGAAGAGCAGAAAAGAGGCCGAGCAUCGAUAUCGUGGGAGAGAUCUGGCCAUCAGCAUUCAUCUCUGGGUCCCAGUCCUGCUGAAAGGUGUGGCUGUGUGGGAUGUGGCUAUGGUGGCCCCUUCACAGAGUCUCCCCUGUGUGUCAGAGAGGGAACCUCCCCAGCAACCUGACUUCCAGACCCAGAUUCCAAGCAGUCUCGUGCUGGACUGCUCCACUGCUGCCUGCCUGAGGUUCUGCUGUGACAUCCCCUCCUUUGGCGUCCAGGAGGAACUUGACUUUAUUCUGAAGGGCAACCUCAGCUUCGGUUGGGCCAGCCAGACUUUGCAGAAGAAGACAUGUGUCGUGAGUGUGGCUGAAAUCAUUUUCAACAGAUCCAUGUAUUCCCAGCUUCAAGGACAGGAGGCAUUUUUGAGAGCCCAGGUGGAGAUGGUGCUAGAAGAGUAUGAGGUCUAUAACCCCAUCCCCCUCAUUGUGAGCAGCUCUGUGGGAGGGCUGCUGCUGCUGGCUCUCAUCACAGCUACACUGUACAAGUGUUGCUUCUUCAAACAUCAAUACAAAGAAAUGAUGGGUGACAACCCUGAAGACACUGUCACGUUCAACGGGGAGUAUCUCAGCUGUGAGGCCCCCAAUCAGCCUUUGUCCUAAGAAUCCACUUUCCCAUUUAGCUGUACCCCCAUGGGCUGACUUCCAUGGGAGUAACUUCUGUGUAGAUCUGGACUGGCCUGAGCAACUUGCCAGGUGCUAAGUCAUCUUCCCAAGGCAUCGAAAGGUUUUUAUGUUUUUACAUAUCUACCAGACUUCAGCGAUGACCCACUUUUUACAGAAGCGGGCAUGAUGCCAGCAUGAAUUCUCAUAUGUAUAAGAACUGUCACAUUAAAUGAGGAUGUUUAUAACACA
Lagenorhynchus albirostris (white-beaked dolphin) is the source of this 3420-nucleotide messenger RNA. Its product is annotated as integrin alpha-D-like. Gene Ontology annotation, cellular component: external side of plasma membrane; integrin complex. Gene Ontology annotation, molecular function: integrin binding. The record is from RefSeq and is a predicted model, not a curated record. NCBI's taxonomy places the organism in Eukaryota, Metazoa, Chordata, Mammalia, Artiodactyla, Delphinidae. Gene Ontology annotation, biological process: integrin-mediated signaling pathway; cell adhesion mediated by integrin; cell-cell adhesion.